GUUCCACAUUUUCGAUAGCUUAAAUGAUUAUUGAAUUAUUUAUCUCUUCUCCUUUUUUCUAAUCACUCUUCACAUUUCACGGACUAGUUCUUGCUAGUGACGAUAUCUAUGCAAUAUAACAAGAAGUGAGAAAGUCGCAAAACCACAAAUCCCAUAUCAAUGGCUAAUACAGUUGAGGAAGAAAUACUACCCCGCGAGAGAUACCAAAAGCUGAUAUCAUCCUUUCCUCUGUUUGAAGGUUGGGGUCCUCUUCGAAUCCGAAGCUACUUGGGCUUCUGGUACCCAGAGGUCCACCUUGCAGGCCUACUGGCCUUCCGUGACCAAUUUAAGCCUCGCGACACCGACAUCAUUCUCUGCUCCCCUCCGAAAUCAGGCACAACCUGGCUCAAGGCACUAACCUUUGCGACGGUCACAAGAAAACAUCACGAACUCUCCUCCCGAAACCACCCCCUCCUCCGCUUGCACCCUCACGAUUGCGUGCCUCUUGUAGAUGAAGUGUACUGGCGAGGGCAAGCUUCUGAAUUGGAAAAUCUUGCAGCCCCAAGGAUUUUGAGCGUGCACGCUGCGUAUCAGCUUCUGCCUGAGUGUUUGUCUAGCUCACACUGUAAGUUUGUUUACAUCUGUCGAGAUCCUAAGGAUACAGUGGUCUCAGGGUGGCAUUACUUGAAGGAGAUGAUGCCAGAAACGGAGCCUGUACCGUUUACUAGAGCUUUCGAGAUGCAUUGUGAGGGCAUUUCGUCGUUUGGGCCACUGUGGGACCAUCAGUUGGGGUACUGGAUGGAGAGCUUGAGGAGGCCGUCGAAGAUUCUUUUCUUGAAGUACGAGGAGGUAAUGCAAGACACGGGAAAACAUCUAAGAAAGUUGGCGGAGUUUCUGGGGUACCCUUUUACAAAAGAGGAGGAGGGAGCGGGCGUGGCUGAGGAAAUUGUGAGGCUGUGUAGUUUUGAGAAGUUGAAGGAAGUAGAAGGGAACAAAGAGGGCGAUAGAGGGUAUAAGGAGCUUGCGAUCAAGAACUCAUCGUUCUUUAGGAAAGGGAAGGUCGGGGAUUGGAAAAAUCAUCUUACUGCUGAGAUGGCUCAGAGAUUGGAUGGUAUAUUCACAGAGAAGCUGUCUGGAUCCGGACUCAGCUUUUGACUGUGUGCUGAUGAUUUGUUUUGUAUUGUCAUUAAUUAGUUUUCUCAAAUUGUAGUAGGAUGCUAUGUUGCAGGUCUCCUCGAAACUGAGGUAUAUUGGUUUCAGGCUGAAUUCUGCACGAACUUGUUUCUCUUUUCCAUCAAAUAAAGAUGUUAAUGGCCAUGGCCAUGAAAGUUUCAGGUUGGUACUAAGUUGAAGUACUGGUAGCCCUACAACGUUCCUAAACUGAACAAAAAGGCCAAAUAUACUGGUUGGAAUAUCCAAAUGCUACGGAUGAAAAUUGAAAAAAGAAACUAAGAUUUCAAAUUACUGAUUAGAAUUCCCCAAAUCUAAGAAAAUUUCUAAAAUUCAUAUUAGCUCAAGAGCGGCCUUAGAUAAAGAUGAUGAUUUGAAAAUUCCAUGCUAUGGGACCGUAUUAUCAAAUUAGACCGAAAUGACACCUCAAUAAAACUUCAAAAAUCAAAAUUUCAGACAGAAAUGUCCCUAAACUGAAGAAACAUCAAACUUAAAAAUAUUUCUCAUCUUACAACUCUCACAGCCAACCUUUUACUUGUGAGCUUUGCUGAUCUUGAAGAAUUUUACACAUUCAUAUGAAAAAUAAACCUUCAUGAAGAAUUUGAACUACCAACUACAUACAACUAUCAACUUUCUUCUGCAUUGAAGGAAGAGACGUUAAGAUAAGAAUAGAAAACAAGUAGAAGAAAAGUAAUAUAACUCAUCAGCACAACG
Molecule: messenger RNA, 1863 nt
Organism: Asparagus officinalis (garden asparagus)
Lineage: Eukaryota; Viridiplantae; Streptophyta; Magnoliopsida; Asparagales; Asparagaceae
Product: flavonol 3-sulfotransferase-like
Exons: 1
Coding region: 160-1134 (324 amino acids)
Biological process (GO): sulfation
Cellular component (GO): cytoplasm
Molecular function (GO): sulfotransferase activity
Source: RefSeq, a predicted model, not a curated record